This is a messenger RNA of Carassius gibelio (silver crucian carp), 3204 nucleotides long. Its product is annotated as actin-binding protein WASF3-like. Gene Ontology annotation, biological process: positive regulation of Arp2/3 complex-mediated actin nucleation; actin cytoskeleton organization. Gene Ontology annotation, cellular component: SCAR complex; cytoskeleton. The transcript is spliced from 10 exons. Gene Ontology annotation, molecular function: protein kinase A regulatory subunit binding; Arp2/3 complex binding; actin binding. Bases 250 to 1884 code for a protein of 544 amino acids. Lineage: Eukaryota; Metazoa; Chordata; Actinopteri; Cypriniformes; Cyprinidae. The record is from RefSeq and is a predicted model, not a curated record.
GUGCGCAUGCGUAUAGCACAGGGCAGCGUUCAUCGCGCUUUAGCUGAAGACUCGAUGCUGUCAAGUUAACGCACUGGCUGGGGGCACCGUUCCGAGAUUUGUCUCGCGUACCGUUAUUCACGUCAAAUGCUGGCAGAAAAUAGCUGCCGAGCGAUUCAUGCGAUGUAACAAAACAGAGGGAGGGCAAAAUACGGACCGAUAUCAGAGAGACGCCGCACCAGCGCUUGAUAAACACAGCAGUAGUCAGUCAUGCCGCUGGUGAAGAGGAGUAUCGAGCCCAAGCACCUGUGUCGAGGAGCUCUGCCUGAUGGAGUGCCCAGUGAGCUGGAGUGUGUCACCAACAGCACCCUGGCAGCCAUCAUCAAACAACUGGGCAGCCUGAGUCGUCACGCAGAGGACAUCUUUGGAGAGCUGUUUAAUGAAGCCAACAGUUUCUACAUGCGUAUGAAUAACCUGCAAGAGAGAGUGGACCUGCUGGCUAUCAAAGUGACCCAGCUGGACUCCACCGUGGAAGAGGUCUCUCUGCAGGAUAUCAACAUGAGGAAGGCCUUCAAGAGCUCCACCAUUCAGGACCAGCAGGUGGUUUCCAGAAGCUCAAUCCCAAAUCCUGUCCUGGAGCUCUACCACCGUGGAGACAAACCUCCCCCUCUUAACAUUCUCAGCCCUUACAGAGAUGAUAAGAAGGACGCACUGAAGUUCUACACAGACCCCUCCUACUUCUUUAUCCUCUGGAGGGAGAAAAUGCUGCAAGCCACAGAGGACAAGAGAAAAGAAAAGAGGAGACAGAAGACCAGCGGCUCAGGCCAGACUCACUCAGACCAGACUAAGCCCCACUCCAGACAGGCCCUUCUCAGAAGCCCCCUCCUAUCCUCCGAGCAGCAGAAACAGGUGGAGGACCCCAGUCGUGAGGUGAAAAAGGUUCGUAAGGCUCGGAAUCGUAGGCAGGAGUGGAACGUAAUGGCGUAUGAUAAGGAGUUCCGCUCAGACGCCCGCUUCACACCUUCACCGUACCAUGGCAUGUCCUCUGAGGGCUCGCUUUCACCAGACAACAGGUCGGUUGCCUCAGACAUGGGUGAGCACUCUUACCCAGGCAGCCCCAGUCACCCGGCUCAGCAGAUGGCCGUGGCCAGUGCCUACUCCGCUGCCAAUGGCAAAGAUCACCUCAUGGCCCCCUCUCAUGUCCAAACCCAGUCCCUAGACCGCGUGUAUCGGCCGGCCGCUUCCUCCUCCGCUCCACCUGGGAGACAGACCACUGGCAGGGUUCAGACGUCCCAUGGACAACCAGUUACAGACCCUGCUCUCAACGGGCCACGUCCUCUACAGGCUAAAGACUACAGUGGUCAGCAGUCUCAACAUCGAGAGUAUUUUGUACCUCCUGCUCCUCCUCCACCUCCUCCUAUCAUUCCUUCUGCCCAGACUGCCUUUGACAGUCCCACCGGCCCCUCCUCUGCCCCUGCCAGUACUAUGCCAUCUCUUUCCCAGACCUACAGUGUUUCUCCUCCAACCCCUGCCCUCCCUGCUUCCUACACCCCUUCCCCAACCCAUCCUCCUCCCGCAGCGCCCCCUCCACCUCCACCUGGGCCACCCACACACCCCCACCCACACCCUCACUCACACACCAUGCCCACUGCCCCUGCGGAAGCACCAGUUGUCCCCAGGAAGGGCCAGAUACCUCUCAUCCCAAUGAGCGACGCUCGCAGCGACCUGCUGGCAGCCAUCAGACGAGGGAUCCAGCUGCGUAAGGUGCAGGAGCAGCGGGAGCAGGAAGCAAAGAAGGAGCCGGUUGGGAACGAUGUGGCCACUAUAUUAUCCCGUCGCAUCGCCGUGGAGUACAGCGAAUCUGAUGAAGACUCUGAGCCUGAUGAAAAUGAGUGGUCAGACUGAGACAUUGAAAACAACAAUAGAGAAAAAAAAAAAAAAAAACAUGAAGUAAGAUUUAGACUGUAGGUUUCAGAGAACAGAAUAAUCACAACUAAUGUAGCAUGCUAAAAUAACACGGCUCAUGUGUUUAAAAAAUAAGGGCUGUGUAACUACAAAGUCUCAAAGAGACCGAUUGAGAAACUUUUGAAUUUUAGAUUGUACAUCUUAAAUUGAAGCCUUGACAGCGAAGUUUAAUGACCCCAACAAUGUCUAAUGAACAAUGUCCGUUAGAGAUCACUGGCCUGUUGCAUAAAGUGCCUAGACUAGUCUUAAAAGUUAGACACCUGAUUUUUUUUCUGCAAGACAUGAAAACAUAGAUUAAAUCUUAAAAGUAAGACUGAUAACCACUUGGUUAACCAAUUCUUAAGACACAGUCUUAACAUGGUGACUAUGUUUAUGCAACCAACCCCUGGUCAUCUAUGAAGAGUAUUUGAGUCCACUGCCUUGAUACUAUUCAUCAAUUACUCUGAAUGUGGGGGUCCUGCCAUCUGUCCUCUCUGCUGCACUCUUUCUCUCACUCUCCCUAACCUUAGAACAUGACCAUAUUAGAACAGCCAGCUGGAUGAUCAUGCAAUGUUAAUUUCAGUCCUACUCGCCCAGGAUUACAACUUAAAGGUCAAAGAAAAUAGCUAUAAAAUCAUUUGGGGCUAAUAUAUUAAGCAUUUACCUAAACAUUUUCAUGUCUAAGCCCAAAGAAACAGCUGCAUUUUGAUAUCUUGAAUGCAUGUUUUGACUGAGUAUCAAGCAGAUAACAAAGCAGUUGAAAUUACAACUGCAAGUCAAAAAAAAGCUAUAUUCUUGAGCGAUUUGCUCCGAUAGAGCACAAACACUUAGUAGAUGUUUAGUUAGAUUUUUGUUUGUUGAUUCAAAUUUAUAAAAAGUUACACCUGUUUGCAUUCAAAAUAUCGCAGCUUAUUGAAUAGCAUGGAUGGACAAUCUGAAUCUGAAAACUGUAUCAAGGGCGUGUAAAAAAAAAAAAAAAGGUUCUUUCUGGGACUAGAAGAUAUUUUCUGAAUCUAAAGGAUGUUGGAAGGCUCAGUGGUGAUGUUUCAUAUACUUUAUUGGUGACACUAUUUCCCCAAAUGUGAUUAAUUUAAAUUAUUAAACCCAUUUUAAUGGGUUGGAAUGAUUUUUAGGGCUUCGUUUGCUUUCUUGACUUCAAGUAAAAAGAUACUAUAUUGGUGCAUUCUGAAUCCACCAAUAGACAAUAACAAAUUGUGAUUGCUGCAAAAGACAGAACUGGGCUCUUAUUCAUCUAUAGGCUCAUUAAACACAAUACUUUAA